Acanthosepion pharaonis is the source of this 2451-nucleotide messenger RNA. The record is from the annotation of a GenBank genome assembly. Lineage: Eukaryota; Metazoa; Mollusca; Cephalopoda; Sepiida; Sepiidae.
AUGAAGGCUACAUCUUUACACAAAAUUCCUAAUAUGUACCUGAUACUUUUACAGGCUGUUCUUUAUCUAUCUAUAUAUCUAUCUAUCUCAGUAUGUCAUAUAUCUAUCUAUCUCAGGCUGUUAUCUAUCUAUCUCAAGCUGUUCUUUAUCUAUCUAUAUAUCUAUCUAUCUCAGUAUGUCAUAUAUCUAUCUAUCUCAGGCUGUUAUCUAUUUAUCUCAAGCUGUUCUUUAUCUAUCUAUAUAUCUAUCUAUCUCAGUAUGUCAUAUAUCUAUCUAUCUCAGGCUGUUAUCUAUUUAUCUCAAGCUGUUCUUUAUCUAUCUAUAUAUCUAUCUAUCUCAGUAUGUCAUAUAUCUAUCUAUCUCAGGCUGUUAUCUAUCUAUCUCAAGCUGUUCUUUAUCUAUCUAUAUAUCUAUCUAUCUCAGUAUGUCAUAUAUCUAUCUAUCUCAGGCUGUUAUCUAUCUAUCUCAAGCUGUUCUUUAUCUAUCUAUAUAUCUAUCUAUCUCAGUAUGUCAUAUAUCUAUCUAUCUCAGGCUGUUAUCUAUUUAUCUCAAGCUGUUCUUUAUCUAUCUAUCUAUCUAUCUAUCUAUCUAUCUAUCUCAGUCUGUUAUCCAUCUUUCUCAGCCUGUUCUUUAUCUAUUUAUCUGUCUCAGUCUGUUAUCUAUCUAUCUAUCUCAGUCUGUUAUCUAAUCUAUCCCAGGCUGUUCUUUAUCUAUCUAUCUAUCUAUCUAUCUAUCUAUCUAUCUAUCUAUCUCAGUCUGUUAUCUAAUCUAUCCCAGGCUGUUUUUUAUCUAUCUAUCUAUCUAUCUAUCUAUCUAUCUCUUCAGUGCCUGCAGCAUGCCAAGAGGGAGACGCACGUGCAGCUCUGUCUAAUGGAUGGCAUCGUCAUGUUUGAGACAAUGUGCUUUGUCACAGACACCAACAACAUCGACAACGGAGAUGAGGACGAUGACGACAGCAACGGCAAAACAGGUGAUGAAGACGACGGAACAGGUGAUGAAAGCCAGGACAGAAAGGGAGGUGAAGAGAGUGAUGAUGAUGAUGAUGAUGAUGAACUUGAAGAGGACUGGUAUUACUUUUUUCAUAUCUAUGUCUAUUUUGAUCUAUCUAUCAAUUUAUCUAUGUCUGUUUUUGUCUAUCCAUGUCUGUUUCUAUCUAUCUAUCUAUCUAUCUACUCAUAUAUUGUCUAUCUAUCUAUCUGUUCAUAUAUAUUUCUCACUCCGUUAAAUAUCUAUCUAUCUUUCUAUCUAUCUAUCUAUGUAUCUCACCAUGUUCUAUCUAUCUGUUCAUAUCUAUUUUUCUGUCUCACUCUGUUCAUACCUAUGUUUGUCUAUCUAUCUAUCUAUCUGUUUCUAUUUAUUCAUCUAUGUCUGUUUCAAUCUAUCUAUAUCUGCCUGUAUCUAUCUAUCACUGUCUGUUUCUGUCUGUCUCUAUCUAUCUAUCUAUCUAUCUAUCUAUCUAUCUAUCUAUCUAUCUAUCUAUGCCUGUUUCAAUCUGUCUGUUUCUAUCUGUCUGUCUGCUUAUAUCUAUCUAUCUAUCUAUCUAUCUAUCUAUCUAUCUAUGUCAGUUUCUUUGUUUCUAUCUAUUUAUCUAUGUCGGUUUCUUUCUUUCUUUCUUUCUUUCUGUCUAUCUCUGUUUGUCUAUGUCUGUUUCUAUCUAUCUAUCUAUCUAUCUAUCUAUCUAUCUAUCUAUCUGUUUCUCUCUAUUUAUCUAUGUCUGUUUCUUUCUUUCUUUCUAUCUAUCUAUCUAUGUCUGUUUCAAUGUAUCUAUUUACCUAUCUAUGUCUGUCUGUUUCUAUCUAUCUAUGCUUAUCUGUCUCUGUAUCUAUCUAUAAAUCUCUCUCUCUCAAUCUGUCCCUAUCUAUUUAUCUUAAUCUGUUCCUAUCUUUCUAUCUAUCUGUUAUCAUCUAUCAAUGUACUGAUGGUUUUAUUCAUAUUUAUCUUUCUAUCUAUUUGUCUGUUCAUAUCUAUUUCAGUUUGUUCAUAUAUAUCUAUUUUUCUAUCUAUGGCAGUUUAUUCAUAUCUAUCUAUCUAUCUUUGUUCAUAUCUAUUUAUUUAUCUCUCUCUUCUGCUAUCUAUCUAUCUCAGUCUGCUAUCUAUCUAUCUAUCUAUCUAUCUAUCUCAGUCUGCUAUCUAUCUAUCUAUCUCAGUCUGCUAUCUAUCUAUCUAUCUAUCUAUCUCAGUCUGCUAUCUAUCUAUCUAUCUAUCUCAGUCUGCUAUCUAUCUAUCUAUCUAUCUAUCUAUCUAUCUAUCUAUCUAUCUAUCUAUCUCAGUCUGCUAUCUAUCUAUCUAUCUAUCUAUCUAUCUGAUACAUAUCACUAUCUAUCUAUCUAUCUAUCUAUCUAUUUCAGCCAUGAUAAAGAAUUAUCUAUCUAUCUAUCUAUCUAUCUCAGUUUGUUCAUAUCUAUCUAUCUAUCUAUCUGUUUCAUUAAAGAUGAAGGCAAAGUACUGUGA